Molecule: messenger RNA, 2306 nt
Organism: Lepus europaeus (European hare)
Lineage: Eukaryota; Metazoa; Chordata; Mammalia; Lagomorpha; Leporidae
Gene: CAPN12
Product: calpain 12
Exons: 21
Coding region: 1-2160 (719 amino acids)
Biological process (GO): proteolysis
Cellular component (GO): cytoplasm
Molecular function (GO): calcium ion binding; calcium-dependent cysteine-type endopeptidase activity
Source: RefSeq, a predicted model, not a curated record
AUGGCGUGCGGCAGCGGGAGGGUCACCAUCCGGCUGGUGGACGACGAGGCGGAGCCCGGGGCUCAGGGCCCACAGCUCUUUCGGGGCCAGGACUAUGAGGCGAUUCGGGCAGCCUGCCUGGAGUCGGGGGUCCUGUUCCGCGACCCCCACUUCCCUGCUGGCCCUGACGCCCUCGGCUAUGACCUGCUGGGACCAGACUCGGAGAAGGCCAAAGGGGUGGAAUGGAAGAGGCCCCAUGAGUUCUGUGCAGAGCCACGGUUCAUCUGUGAGGACAUGAGCCGGACAGACGUGUGCCAGGGGCGCCUCGGGAACUGCUGGCUCCUGGCGGCGGCCGCCUCCCUGACCCUGUACCCGCGGCUCCUGUGCAGGGUGGUGCCCCCCGGCCAGGGCUUUGGAGACGGCUACGCGGGGGUCUUCCACUUCCAGCUCUGGCAGUUCGGCCGCUGGGUGGACGUCGUGGUGGACGACAGGCUGCCCGUGCGCGAGGGGAAGCUGAUGUUCGUGCGCUCGGAUCAGCGGAACGAGUUCUGGGCCCCGCUCCUGGAGAAGGCCUACGCCAAGCUCCAUGGCUCCUACGAGGUGAUGCGUGGCGGCCACAUGAACGAGGCCUUUGUGGACUUCACGGGCGGCGUGGGCGAGGUGCUCUACCUGCGCCACGGCGCGCCCGGCCUCUUCUCCCUCCUGCGCCGCGCCCUGGCCAAGGAGUCCCUGGUGGGCGCCACGGCCCUGAGUGACCGGGGCGAGUACCGCACAGAAGACGGGCUGGUGAGGGGACACGCGUACUCAGUCACGGGCACACACAAGCUGUUCCUGGGCUUCACCAAAGUGCGGCUGCUGCGGCUGCGGAACCCCUGGGGCCGCGUCGAGUGGACCGGGGCCUGGAGCGACAGCUGCCCGCGCUGGGACUCACUCCCCGCCCAGUGGCGAGACGCCCUGCAGGUGCAGAAGGAGGACGGCGAGUUCUGGAUGGAGCUGCAGGACUUCCUCCACCAUUUCAACACCGUCCAGAUCUGCUCGCUGAGCCCCGAGGUGCUGGGCCCCAGCCCGGCGGGGGGCGCCUGGCACGUCAACACCUUCCAGGGCCGCUGGGUGCGCGGCUUCAACUCCGGCGGGAGCCAGCCCAGCGCCGAAACCUUCUGGACCAACCCCCAGUUCCGGCUGACGCUGCUGGAGCCGGAUGAAGAGGAUGACGACGACGAAGAGGGGCCCUGGGGGGGCUGGGGGGCAGCGGGGGCGGGGGGUCCCGCGCGGGGCGGCCGCACCCCCAAGUGCACGGUCCUGCUCUCGCUCAUCCAGCGCAACCGCCGGUGCCUGAGGGCCAAGGGCCUCACCUACCUCACCGUGGGCUUCCACGUGUUCCAGAUUCCAGAGGAGCUGCUGGGCCUCUGGGACACCCCGCGCAGCCGCGCCCUCCUGCCCCGGCUGCUGCGCGCCGACCGCUCCGUGUUCUGCGCCCGCCGCGACGUGAGCCGCCGCUGCCGCCUGCGCCCCGGCCACUACCUGGUGGUGCCCAGCGCCGCCAAGGCCGGCGACGAGGCCGACUUCACACUGCGCAUCUUCUCCGAGCGCCACCACACGGCCCUGGAGGUUGAUGACGUCAUCAGCGCUGACCUGGAGGCCCUCAUGGUCCCCUAUGUGCCCAUGGCACCGGAGUUGGAGCUGCUGUUCCAGGAGCUGGCGGGGGAGGAUGAAGAGCUGAGCGCCCCCCAGCUGCAGACCUUACUCAGCAUCGCCCUGGAGCCCGCCAGAGCUAACAGCGGGGUCCCCAGAGAGAUCGGGGUCAGGACCUGCGAGCAGCUGCUGCAGUGUUUUGGGCACGGGCACAGCCUGGCUCUGCACCACUUCCAGCAACUCUGGCGCCACCUGGUGGUGUGGCAGGCCACGUUUGACAAGUUCGACGAGGACGCCUCCGGGACCAUGAACUCCUAUGAGCUGAGGCUGGCGCUGAACGCCGCAGGCUUCCACCUGAACAACCAGCUGACCCAGGCCCUCACCAGCCGCUACCGGGACAGCCGGCUGCGUGUGGACUUCGAGCGCUUCGUGUCCUGCGUGGCCCAGCUCACCUGCAUCUUUCGUCACUGCAGCCAGCACCUGGGUGGGGGUGAGGGGGUCGUCUGCCUGACCCGCAGACAGUGGCUGGAGGUGGCCACCUUCUCCUAGGAUCUCAGCACCUGCUGCGGAGCGAGACCACCCGCCCCCACCCCUGCACCUCGGAUCUGCGCUCCCCUCACCGGCGAACGGGCCUGGGGCCCCCAGCUGCGCCCUCUCAUGGUCACUCACGGAGUGGGGCUCUCGGGCAAGGCGCA